Porites lobata is the source of this 828-nucleotide messenger RNA. The record is from the annotation of a GenBank genome assembly. NCBI's taxonomy places the organism in Eukaryota, Metazoa, Cnidaria, Anthozoa, Scleractinia, Poritidae.
AUGAAUUCUGCUGCUGUCAUCGAGAUAUUGGCUCUGAACUCAUGUUUGCCUCUUACAAGCUCAUCUGAACCACCAGCCAGUGUUCUCACCAGGAUUUUGCCUUGGGGAGUCCCAGGGCCCCAUCUUCUGAGAAAUAGGGGCCCUGUAAGAACAUUAGGGGGACAAAGUUACAAAAAACACGUGGUACGAAGAACCUGAGCCCGCACUCCAAAUUGUCUGUUACAUGAAGUACCUACCUCAUCCAAUAUGGCGGAAGAGGUGUUUACGAUUCGGAGGAGGAGUUUACGAUGUAGUGGGACGUGCGUGGGACCAAUGAAAGUAAAGGCAACAAAAUUAAAGACUUUGACUCAUUUGAUAUCAUGUUUUUUAUUUAUUCAAACAAACAGAAUGCUUUAGUGUUAGGUUGACAAAUUAAAACUACUUAAGUCCGCUUGACUCGUAGCUUGCCCCUGCGCCCUAACGGGCGCAUCUUCUUGGUUUUAAUGCGCCAUUUCAGUUUUUCUUGCGGGAAUCCCGCAAGGCCGCAGCCUGGUGAGAACACUGCCACCAGCAACAUCCCAAUCUCUGACUUUGGAUCAGCUUUCUCCUGCCUUUUUGGCCUCCAUUGUAACUGCUGUCAAGCAAGCACUAGCGGCCGAGCAAUUGCAAACUUCAAAUCUGCCUGUGAUGCCUGCAGCUAGUUUCGCCACAAGCUUGCCAAAGGCAGGCGCACUUUGGGGCGUUCCUGGUUUCUCUUUGUCUUCUGGCCAGCUCGAUGCCCAAGCUUCAGUUCUGGCAGCCUUUGGCGUUGGUUUUCGUCUGUCACUUUGCCUGUUACCACUUCCAUGA